Molecule: messenger RNA, 2379 nt
Organism: Myxozyma melibiosi
Lineage: Eukaryota; Fungi; Ascomycota; Lipomycetes; Lipomycetales; Lipomycetaceae
Exons: 2
Coding region: 486-2360 (624 amino acids)
Source: RefSeq, a predicted model, not a curated record
ACAGCCUCCCCUUCCCCUUCCCGUCCUAACCUCAACUCUUAUUUAUUCUUCCUCCCGUUUUAUGUUUAUCGGACCGCGUCACCGGAGAAACCUAAUCGCUGCUGGCUUCUGGUCCGAGAGACCUAAAGGUUCGAGGCUUAGGGUUUGGCCAUCCAGCUUCCACUCGACUCAGGCUCUGACCGUCGGAGCGCGUAUCUUCUUCCACUCUGGCAUCCUUCUCUGCUUUCAUUCCUGCUCUGCUGAACGCUGAACCGGCUGCUCGUCAUCGUCAGUCUGUUUCUGUGCCGUGCGCGUCCUUCCCCGUCCUUAUCUUGUCCCAUUGCUAGUCGAACCCUGUCUGCGGCCGCCCUGGCCUCUAUCUCUCUACCGUGCCUUCUGUAUCAACCUGGGCACGCCUGCGCAAGCCAGCAGCAGUAGCAGCGGCAGCAGCGGCAGCAGCAGCAGCAGAACCGCCUGAAGCGCCGGAACCAGACCAUCAUCGCAAAAUGGCGUUCUCGCCUUCGUCCUCGUUCAUCCGCAAGUCCAUCUUUGUGCAUCUCAGAGCUUACUUUCGCGGGCGCCGGCUGUUCACCAUCCUCGUCGUCGCGCUGCUCUCCCUCGUCUCGCUCUCGGUAUACUCCUCCUCCUCGAGAAAUGCCGGGUUUAGAAGCAGUAGCAGGGGCAGGGGUCGCUUCUCCUCUUCGCACUUCUUGUCAAAGUCAAACGACUUGUCUACCCCUGCCUCUGACCCCGCGCCCAUGAACAACUACAUCCCCUCCUCGUCCUGGGAAACCCCGUUCUCCUUCUCGGUCUCGACUGCCGACUCGGAUGUUGCCGUCAUCCCCCAGCAGCUCGACCGCUGCCCUAUCUACUCCUUCUUUGACGAAGCAGAGUUCGCGGCCCUGGGCGUCAACGUCACCAUCGAGCGCGCCGUCCUGGAGCGAUGGAAACGCGCCAUCUGGGCGUACGGUUUUAUGCCUGUCGUGCUCACCACCGAGGAUUCAAAGAAGAACCCGAGAUUCAAUGAGCUCGAGGCUAUUCCCAGUCUACGAGCUCACAAAAAGAUCGAUACUCUAAAGUAUCUCGCCUGGUCCACCGCUCCUACCGGCAUUCUUGCCAACCACAGAAUCUUCCCCUUCACCACCAAACCAAACCAAAACGAGCUCAAGCACCUCCGCGAAUGCCAGUUUGGAUUGUUGACCGUCUACAAAGACCUGGGCAGCGACUUUGUCACGGGCGCCAACAAAGCCGUCGACGAAUUCGUCGCAAACGCAUUCACCACCGGCCACCGCGGCAACAUCGCGGGCUACGUGGACGAGAUUGUGAUUGUGGAGCCAAAGAUCGGCGUGUUUGUGCACUACACCGAGGAGUUUGUCGAGUCGACGUACAAAAACAUGCCGCCCGAGCUGCUGCCUGACGUGAUCAACGCGCACAUGCACAACAACUGGCUCUCGCGAUUCUCCGACGGCAUCGAGAUCGUCGAGCCAUUCCCUUCUACCGACAGAAUUCUACACUACCCCGCGCUCUCGACCGCCUACGCGCUGACUGUCUGUCCGCCCGAGGAGCUGGAGCAGUUCUGCCCGCCCGGCAAGGAAAAAUGCUACAAGUGCAACAGCAACCUGCCGAGCGGAUUCAUCAAGUUCGCAGAGGUCAUCGGCCGGACGAAGAGCGCGUUCAAGUUUGUGACGGUGCCGCACCCGCUCACGCAUCUCGCGCUGACUUACAGCACCGCAAACCCGCUGUCUGCCGACUUUGUGCGUCGGAAAACGACACGCGACGCGUUCACGAAAGCGGUCACGGAUGAGAUCGUGGAAGAAGGAGUAGGCGCGCCGGACCGCAUGCUUGAGCUGAAAAAGCUGGCGGCAGCGAACUACGAGGUGCUUGACGAUCAGUACUAUGCGAUUUGGGAGGCGCAGCUGGAUAUGUCGCCUGCCUGCGCGCUAGAUAACUACUUUGAGUGGGCGCUCGGGUUCUCGUUCGGUGGUGUCCUCCGAAACUCCGGUUCUAGUCAAGCAGACGACGACGACGCCGAAACCUCUACCUCUACGACCCCUGGAAAAUCCUCCGUCGACAGCCCCGCAAGCCCCUUCUCCGUCCUCUCGAUCCAACUCGACCAGUGCCUGCCCGCCUCGGAAGCCAAGCAGCUGCACAAAGACGCCGAGGCGAUCGGCCGCCCGUCGCGCAACGGUGUACCCCCGCCACUGCAGCCGACGAAGGACGUGAUUAACGCUGCGCGCAACGGCGUGCUGAGCACGACGGCGGCUAUGAAGCGGACGAGAAAGAUGAUUGAAGGGUGGAAUUUGGCGGAUGCGGAGCUGUGGCGGUUCGUGAGGGCGAUGAAUGAGCGCGCGUCGCAGGAGCCGGCGGUUUGGUUGACUUGAGAACUUGCACGGAUUAUUU